UUGUGUGGCCGGUGGCUGCCGAGAGAGACCCUAGCGAGCCGCGGCGCCCUGGGAUCGGGGACCUGUGCGGCUCGGGAACGCGCCCUGUCGCUAUUGUGUCGGCGGCCGCACGGGCUCGCGCCGUCCGGACGGCGAUUCCCCUCCUCUUCCUCCGGGAGGGAAGGCUCCGACAGUGCCGAGCUGGGCUGGCUGGAGGAGGUGUCCGCCGAGGCGGAGGGAGGAGCGUUCCUCCCCGGCGGCUCUGCUUCUCCUCCGGCGGUGGUUGCGGCUGCCGUUGGGUUCAGAGCAGCAGCGGGACGCGGGUUUCUGGCCAUGGAGAGGAGAUCUGCUCGCGGGGACGCCAGGAGCUCCGCUCCCGCUCCUCGGGCCACCGCGUAGACACCUGAGUGUCUACCGACGCCAGGAGGGGGAGGGGAAGGACAGAAACUUAAGGUUAGAAGUGAAUUCUGAGCCAUCACCUGCCCUGUGUCAGCCUGUGGAUGAGAGUAAGCUGAGAAGUGUGACGGGGUAUCAUGUAUGCUGCUGGUUCCAGGGGACACUCCCCUGCUUUCCUGCAACCUCAGAACGGAAACGGCCAUCGCUCGCCUGGUUACGUUCCUGGGAAGGUGGUUCCCUUACGUCCUGCUCCUCCGCCAAAGAACCACACCUCAGCCAAACUGACCUCCAGGAGCCAGGAAGCCCCAGCAACUUUUGCUUUCUCCUCGGAGGAGCAGCGAACGCCGAGGGAGAACCGAAAGCAGAAGACACACAAGAACACCUUCAUCUGCUUUGCCAUAACCAGCUUUUCCUUUUUUGUGGCACUUGCAGUCAUUUUGGGAAUAUCCUCAAAAUAUGCUCCAGAUGAGAAUUGUCCAGAUCAAAACCCUCGUCUCAGGAACUGGGAUCCAGGACAAGAUUCUUCAAAGCACGUUAUUAUCAAGGACGGAGAUAUGUUCCGCCUGACCUCAGAUGCUACAGUGAACUCUAUAGUCAUUCAGGAUGGAGGACUGCUUGUGUUUGGGGAUGACAAAGAUGGAUCCAGAAACAUAACCUUGAGGACUCGAUACAUCCUGAUCCAGGAUGGUGGGGCGCUUCAUAUUGGAGCAGAAAAAUGCCGCUAUAGAUCCAAAGCGACAAUUACCUUGUAUGGCAAGUCAGAUGAGGGUGAAAGUAUGCCAACAUUUGGCAAAAAGUUUAUUGGCGUGGAGGCUGGUGGGACGCUGGAGUUACACGGGGCAUGGAGGACAUCAUGGACGAUGCUGGCGAGGACUCUGCAUUCCUCAGGCUUGCUUUUUGGCUCCUAUGUCUUUGAAAAGGACUUUUCCCGGGGCCUUAAUGUGAGGGUCAUUGACCAAGACACAGCCAGAGUUUUGGAAUAUGAGAAGUUUGAUACCCAUGAGUACCACAAUGAGAGCAGGAGACUUCAGGAAUUUUUGAGAGCUCAGGAUCCCGGGCGGAUUGUUGCUAUUGCUGUUGGAGAUUCAGCAGUGAAGAGCCUGUUACAGGGAACGAUCCAGAUGAUCCAGGACCGGUUGGGAAGUAAGCUGAUUCAAGGGCUGGGCUACAGGCAAGCUUGGGCUUUAGUUGGUGUCAUCGAUGGUGGAAGUUCUUCCUGCAAUGAGUCUGUGAAAAACUAUGAGAACCAUAGUACUGGCGGGAAGGCCCUGGCUCAAGGAGAAUUUUAUACCUUGGAUGGUCAGAAGUUCUCUGUGACAGCCUAUAGUGAAUGGAUUGAAGGAAUCUCCCUUUCAGGUUUUCGGGUGGAGAUUGCAGAUGGUGUGAAGCUUCACCUGUUAGAUGACGUCAGCAGUUGGGAAGCUGGAGACCAAAUUGUGGUUGCAAGCACAGACUACUCCAUGUACCAAGCAGAGGAGUUUACCCUUCUCCCCUGCCCUGAGUGCAGCCGUUUUCAGGUCAAAGUUAAAGAGACCCCCCAGUUCCUGCAUGUCGGUGAGAUCAUAGAUGGGAUAGACAUGAGAGCUGAGAUUGGAAUUCUCACCCGGAACAUUGUAAUACAAGGAGAAAUGGAGGAUUCAUGCUAUGCUGAAAAUCAAUGCCAGUUCUUCGAUUAUGACACUUUCGGGGGACAUGUCAUGAUAGAGAAGAACUUUACUUCAGUCCAUCUUUCCUAUGUGGAACUGAAGCACAUGGGCCAGCAGCAGCUGGGACGCUAUCCUGUGCAUUUUCACUUGUGUGGAGACGUGGACUCUAAAGGAGGAUACAGACAGCCGGCGUCUGUGGAUGGCCUUUCUAUCCAUCACAGCUUCUCACGGUGCAUCACCGUGCAUGGGACCAAUGGCUUGCUAAUCAAAGACACCAUUGGGUUCGACACACUAGGGCAUUGCUUCUUUCUGGAAGACGGUAUUGAACAGAGAAAUGUCUUGUUCCAUAACCUGGGGCUUCUGACCAAGCCAGGCACUCUGCUCCCCACGGACAGGAACAGCUCCAUGUGCACCAUGAUGCGUGAUGGGGUGUUUGGAAACUACGUCCCUGUGCCCACUGCAGACUGUAUGGCCGUUUCCACUUUCUGGAUUGCCCACCCCAACAACCAUCUGAUCAACAAUGCAGCUGCAGGCUCACAGGAUGCUGGAAUAUGGUAUUUAUUCCACAAGGAACCAACUGGGGAAUCCAGUGGGUUGCAACUCCUGGAGAAACCAGAACUCACUCCACUGGGAAUAUUUUAUAACAACAGGGUUCAUUCCAAUUUUAAGGCUGGUUUAUUUGUUGAUAAAGGCGUCAAAACAACCAACUCCAGUGCCUCCGACCCAAGGGAGUACCUCUGCUUGGAUAACAGUGCAAGGUUUCGGCCUCAUCAGGAUGCAGACCCUGAAAAGCCACGCGUCGCUGCUGUUAUCGAUAGGCUCAUUGCUUUUAAAAACAAUGAUAAUGGUGCCUGGGUCAGAGGAGGAGACAUUGUUGUUCAGAAUUCAGCAUUUGCAGAUAAUGGAAAGGGAUUGACUUUUGCCAGUGAUGGGAGCUUCCCAAGUGAUGAAGGUUCCAGCCAGGAGGUGUCGGAGUCCCUCUUUGUCGGGGAGAGUAGGAAUUACGGCUUUCAGGGUGGCCAAAACAAGUACAUGGGUACAGGGGGAAUAGACCAGAAACCUCGGACGCUACCCAGGAACAGGACAUUUCCAAUUCGAGGCUUUCAAAUUUAUGAUGGACCUAUUCAUCUCACAAAGAGCACUUUCAAAAAGUAUGUGCCAACUCCAGACAGGUACAGCAGUGCAAUUGGCUUCCUCAUGAAGAAUUCUUGGCAGACAACACCCAGGAAUAACGUUUCCCUUGUGAAGUUCGGUCCACAGGUCUCUCUAAACGUCUUCUUUGGAAAGCCUGGCCCCUGGUUUGAGGACUGUGAGCUGGAUGGUGACAAGAACUCCAUUUUCCAUGAUGUCGAUGGCUCUGUGACAGGAUACAAGGAUGCCUAUGUGGGGAGGAUGGACAACUACCUGAUCCGCCAUCCAAGCUGUGUCAACGUCACUAAGUGGAAUGCAGUGGUCUGCAGUGGGACCUAUGCCCAGGUGUAUGUUCAGACAUGGAACACUCCGAAUCUUAGCAUGAUCAUCACACGAGAUGAAUACCCAUCCCACCCAAUGGUGCUUCGGGGUAUCAACCAGAGGGCCAUCUCUCCACAGUACCAGCCUGUCGUCAUGCUGGAGAAGGGCUACACCAUCCACUGGAAUGGCCCAGCGCCACGUACCACUUUCCUAUACCUCGUGAACUUCAACAAGGAUGACUGGAUCCGAGUUGGCCUCUGUUACCCAUCCAACACAAGCUUUCAGGUUACCUUUGGCUUUCUGCAACGACAGAACGGCUCAUUAUCCAGAAUUGAAGAGUAUGAGCCUGCACAGUCGAUGGAUGAGCUGCAGAGGAAGCCAUCGGAGAGAAAAUUCUAUUUUGACUCUGGCACAGGGUUAUUGUUCCUUUAUCUCAGAGCCCAUAGCCACAGAGAUGGUCACAGUUACUGUUCCUCUCAGGGAUGUGAAAGAGUCAAGAUUCAGGCAGCAACAGACUCCAAAGACAUCAGUAACUGCAUGGCCAAAGCGUACCCACAGUAUUACAAGAAGCCCUCGGCAGUCAAGCGCAUGCCAGCCAUGCUCACGGGCCGCUGCCAAGGGUGUGGCACCCAGCAGAUGGUGUUUAGCAGUGACCCUCACAAGAGCUACCUCCCUGUAAGAUUCCAGUCACCUGGUAAAGCAGAAACUCAGCGUGGAGAGCCAUCUCUUAUUUCCGUCAAUGGUACUGACUUUACCUUCCGGAGCGCUGGAGUCCUCCUCCUUGUUUUGGAUGCUUGCAGCGUUCCCUUCCGGUUGAUGGAAAAGCAGAUGUUCCUUUCUGCAGACAUCAGUCACAUGGAAGAGUAUUUAAAGACUAGCAUCCCUCCAAGGUCAAUCGUUCUGUUGAGUACAAGAGGAGAAAUAAAGCAAAUGAACAUCUCGGAUUCAUUAGUUCUUCUGGGACUGGCCAAACCAGCAUACCUUUAUAGCAAAGGAAGUAUUGUAUUUUUGGGAUUCAGCGGAAACUUUAAACCCUCAUGGACUAAGCUGUUCACCAGUCCUGCUGAGCAGGGCCUCGGGGUGCUCGAGCAGUACCUCCCUUUGCAGAUGGAGGACUAUGGGUGCUCCAAGGCCAGCAGUGUCCACAGAAGAGACCUGGAACUGUUACAGCAGGCUUCGAAAGUGCUUUAGAGACAUGACUGUAAUUUAAGUGCUGGGAAAGGAAAAAAAAAUGUGAACUAACUUAUUUAAUUUAUGGCAUUUUAAGAUGACACUGUUAACCCGAUGGAACCAUUUUCCUGUUUCAUACAAAAGGGAGAGAAAGAACUCAACUCAGUUGUUUGAGUGCCAGCUCGUGCACCUUGGCAUUGCACAGAGGGUAAAAAGCCCUUUGUCUUCGUGAGGCUGCUUUGUUGGUUCUCGUGCCCCUUGCAUUGAUAAGCCCGUUGGCGGUGCUUUGCUUUCUGUAUAGUGGGAUGCAGGGAGGCCUUCAAGAGCUCCUCAGGCUCCUGAGAGGACUGGCUGCUGCAGCAUUUCGGAUACUUGAAGUCUAAUGCUCAGUUAUGCAGCCAGCUCCAGUGGCUGACCUGUUCAGUGAUACCUGGGGCUCACUUCCGGACAGCCUCUGAGGGUUUUAUGUGAUGCCAGAUAGGGUUUUAAGUGGUGACUCAGGCCCAGCACAUGCCCUUUUUUGCCUGGACAUGUGCUCUUUUUAUUCACUUGUAUAUUGAUUACUUUUGAGGGUUCACCUUUCAAAGAGGGAACCAAAUUGGGACAAAGGGCUUUUGAAAUCUUUUUGAUCUGUGACUAUUGAGAAAAACAAAACAAACAAACAAACAAACAAACAAACAAAAAUAGUUACUUUCACCAGGUUUGAAGUUGGUGGGUCCCUUUGAAGCUUUAAUCCUUAUCCUGUCUUGACUGAAUAUUUGUAUUUAAAAGGCAGAGCUGAAGUGAAUUACUUUUCUUGGAAAGAAAGAAGCCACUUCCCUAGAUGUAAACUCUUGUCAUUUUAACUUACAAAAGGGAGCCAGGUGUGGUGGUGCAUGCCUUUGAUCCCAGCACUCCAGAAGCUUAUGGGUCUCUGUGAGUUUGAGGCCAGCCUGAUCUACAAAGUGAGUUCUAGGCCAGCCACAGCUAUGUAGAGAAACCAUGUCUCAAAAACAAACAAACAAAACAAAACAAAACAAAAACCACCCCACCGAAACAUAUCAACUUGCAAAAGGAAACUUGUCCUUGGCUUUGACCCUGUACCUGUGUUUUGUGUUUGUUUUGGUAUGUGUAUUUUUUUUUUAAACUUCUCUGCUCAUUUUCCUACCAGAGAAUCCUAGAGAGCUUACUGCUUGCUACUCCAUAAAUCCAAGGGGAGGAAAGAGACACCUUUAUAGGCUAGAAUCAUGGAGGCAACAGACAUGAACUUCUUUGUAGCCUUUACAAGAAGGAGUCUUUGUUAGUGAAUGUAGUUGUCAAAGAUAAGAAGAAAGGACGCCGUGAUGCCCAGUGCUCCUUCUAUUGUGCUUUUCUCCAGCCAGUGGGGACACAUGGCAAAGGAGGCUGGCUCUGCAGACAGGAGGGAAGAUGCAUCCGAGCGUUGCUGUAUGGCAGAAGGUGGGUGGCUGGAAAGCCAGGCAUGUCCAGUCCGACAUCAGCAGUAAACACAGACGAGGUCAUCUUCCCCUGUGGAGGGCCAGGCUGAUGCCUGUACUUUGUGUCCAGGAGACAUUCUAGAACAGUUCUGUGACCCGUGUCACAGAACAUGCUACCUCAGAGUGCUGUGACAAACCAUGCUGACUGUGAGUGCUCCCAGGUCGGGCAUGUGUCUUAAUCGAAGUUUGGUUAUUUGUUUAUGGGGGGUUUUUUUGGAUGUGGGUUUUUUGUUUUUUUCUUUCUUACCUAUUAAAUAUAUUUAGUGGGUCAUGGUUCCUGAAGGUGAUUUGAAUUGGCUGUGUGUAGGGAUGUGUGUGUGUGUGUGUGUAUGUAUUAUGAGUUAAAUGUAUUUGAUGUGUGCUUUCUUGAGUUCUGGGGGUUUUGUGUUGUUGUUUUAUUUUUAAUAUUUGGAGAGGUAUGCAGUGUCAAAGGCACUCAGUUUUUCUGAUUAUGUACUAAUAAUUAGGGCCUAAAUUAAACAAAUAAAAGUAUGUGUGCAUGUA
This is a messenger RNA of Psammomys obesus (fat sand rat), 6622 nucleotides long. It is a transcript of the gene Cemip2, whose product is annotated as cell migration inducing hyaluronidase 2. Lineage: Eukaryota; Metazoa; Chordata; Mammalia; Rodentia; Muridae. The transcript is spliced from 25 exons. The coding region runs from base 513 to 4664 and encodes 1383 amino acids. The record is from RefSeq and is a predicted model, not a curated record.